Messenger RNA from Prunus avium (sweet cherry), 1404 nucleotides. The record is from RefSeq and is a predicted model, not a curated record. NCBI's taxonomy places the organism in Eukaryota, Viridiplantae, Streptophyta, Magnoliopsida, Rosales, Rosaceae.
AUGAGCAGGAGGUGGAUACAGAAUCCGAAUAGGUGCGCAGACGAAUACUUGGAUGGAAUCGAGGAUUUUAUUGACUUUGCACGGACACACAACCCAGGUGCAACUAGAAUCCGGUGUCCUUGUAGGAGGUGUAACAACAUGUUGUGGGAGAAAAUUGAAAAUGUUCGAUUUCAUUUAGUAAGGAAUGGAAUGAUUGAGACAUACAUCACUUGGAACCAUUACGGGGAACAAUUAGACAUUGCUUCGUCUUCAAGGGCCACAAGAGUGGACAAUGUUGAGCCUAUUGUAGAUCCUAAUUUACAAGUCAUGGAUAUUAUAAAUGAUGUUUUUCCAUUUGCAUCGACCAGCAGCAAUCAGGAAGGGGAAAAUGACGUGCCUACACCAAUGGACAGUGCAGAGUUCAAACAGUAUGAAAAACUGUUAAGAAAUGCCAACCAAGAGUUAUACCCAGGGUGCGAGAGCUUUUCCGUUCUAACGGCGAUUGUGAAGCUAAUGUACGGAAAAAUAAAGUAUUGUAUGUCGAACUUGUGUUUCGAUUACUUUUUUGGGGUUCUCAAGAGAAUGCUUCCGAUGAACAAUUAUUUGCCGAAAGAUCACAGACAGGCGCAGAAGAUGUUGAGUUGUCUUGGAUUGGGUUAUGAAAAAAUCCACGAUUGCAAAAAUAAUUGCAUGUUAUUCUACAAAGAGUAUGAAACAUUGGAUACAUGCCCUAUAUGCAAUGAGUCGAGAUUCAAACAGACCUCUCAGAAUAGAAUAACUAAGAUUCCACAAAAAGUCAUGCGUUAUCUGCCCCUAAAACCAAGGUUUCAGGGAUUGUAUACUGCCACAGACAUGAGAUGGCAUGAGAAAAAACGAGUAGACGACGAUGUGAUGCGGCAUCCUGUAGAUGGGGAGGCAUGGAAAGAGUUCGAUCGAACGUUCCCCGAGUUUGCUGUUGAUCCCCAAAAUGUUAGGUUAGGACUUGCCACUGACGGAUUCAAUCCGUACCGGGUUCUAAAUCAACACCAUAGCACUUGGCCGAUUUUCAUAUUGCCAUAUAAUUUGCCGCCUAGGAAAUGCAUGAAAAAAGAGUACAUGAUGAUGACUGUUUUGAUAACUGAGGAUCCUGGCAGUGUGCGCACGUACGAUAAAUUCACUGGGAAGAUGUUCACUUUGCUAGCAGCAGUUAUGUGGACUGUGAAUGAUUUUCCCGCAUAUGCAAUGGUUUCCGGGUGGAGCACAAAGGGUUAUAUGGCAUGCCCUGUAUGCAAGGAAGAUGUAACUUCUGGUUGGCACGCUGGAAAAGUUUGUUACCUUGGGCAUCGAAGAUGGUUGCCAUGGGACCACGAGUGGCGGGAAAAGGAUAAAGAGUUUGACUGGAACAAAGAGCGUCGCGCAAGACCUAGAGAAUCGUCCGGUGAUUAG